This is a messenger RNA of Malania oleifera, 1419 nucleotides long. RefSeq names its product peroxidase 27-like. The coding region runs from base 1 to 1419 and encodes 472 amino acids. Gene Ontology annotation, cellular component: plasmodesma; plant-type cell wall. Lineage: Eukaryota; Viridiplantae; Streptophyta; Magnoliopsida; Santalales; Ximeniaceae. Gene Ontology annotation, biological process: response to oxidative stress; hydrogen peroxide catabolic process. The record is from RefSeq and is a predicted model, not a curated record. The transcript has 7 exons. Gene Ontology annotation, molecular function: heme binding; peroxidase activity.
AUGCGGCACGAUCCUGAGCAUCACCUGAAAGCAGGGAUCCAAUGUGAUCGAACGGACUUGAUGAGGGGCAUUAAAUGCCUAGAAUUGUGUGGGCGUCAGGUGUCGUUGAGUGGAAGUUAUGGCCAAUCUCGACCGUUGAUGAAGGUUGGAGAUUUAUGGCUAGGAGAAGAAGUGCCUCCAAGCAUUGAUGACAGUGGUGAUAGGCUUGCCACGUGUUGUUCGGAAGGGCUUGGGAUUUGUUGGCUAGGGUCUGAUUGCAGGAGUGAGGUCGAAGAGGAGUCAAUUCGUCUUCGACUCAGUGAUUGUGUGAUCCUGGAUCUCAGGCUUGGGAUUUAUUGGCUAGGGUCUGAUUGCAGGAGUGAGGUCGAAGAGGAGUCAACUCGUCUUCGACUCAUGGCAAAGCUUGAAGAAGCUAGGCUUGAGCUGGAAAUGAUGAUCGUCACAGCUAAUUGUAAGGAUCUCUUUUUGGUGUGUGUGAUAAUUUUGUGUGGCCUAAUUGAGGCAUGUCAAGGAGGUAAGCUGAGGAGUCAUUUCUACAAUAAGACCUGUCCUCAAGCUGAGAGUAUUGUCAAAACCAUUACCUGGAGCCGUGUUUCCACCAAUCCCACCUUGCCCGCCAAGCUGCUCCGAAUGCAUUUCCAUGAUUGCUUUGUUAGGGGUUGCGAUGGCUCAGUAUUGUUGAACUCAACCUCCAACUCUACUGCAGAAAAGGAUGCACCUCCAAAUUUAUCAUUGAGUGGAUUUGAUGUCAUUGAUCAAAUUAAGACACAACUUGAAAAGGCAUGCCCGCAAGUUGUGUCGUGUGCUGAUAUUCUUGCUCUCGCUGCUAGAGACUCAGUCUCAUUCCAAUUUAGAAGGUCAAUGUGGAAAGUGGCCACUGGUAGAAGAGAUGGGAAGGUGUCGCUAGCUUCAGAGGCCUUGGCCAACAUCCCAUCGCCAUUGUUCAACUUCAGCUCCCUCAAGCAAAGCUUUGCUAGCAAAGGUCUUGAUGUCCAUGACCUUGUGGUAUUAUCAGGUGGACACACCAUUGGAGUGGGGCACUGCGCCCUUUUUAGCAACAGGUUAUUCAACUUCACAGGUAAAGGAGAUGCAGACCCCUCACUCAACUCCACAUACGCUGCUGAACUGAGGAAGAAGUGCAAGAGCCUCUCCGACAACACAACCACAGUGCCCAUGGAUCCCCCCAGCCCUCUCUCUUUCGACCGCGAUUAUUACGUUAUACUUAGGCAAAACAAGGGUCUCUUCCAGUCCGACGCUGCCCUCCUCACCGACAAUGUCGCGAGGAGGACAGUGCGAGAGUUGAUGAACACAAAAUAUUUUGUCAGGGAGUUCGCCAAGUCGAUGAAGAAAAUGGGAGGUGUGGGUGUGCUCACGGGGACUGCAGGGGAGAUCAGGAAGAAAUGUGCUGUUGUUAAUUAA